This is a messenger RNA of Diceros bicornis minor, 1311 nucleotides long. RefSeq names its product synaptonemal complex central element protein 1 like (gene SYCE1L). Gene Ontology annotation, cellular component: synaptonemal complex. The record is from RefSeq and is a predicted model, not a curated record. Lineage: Eukaryota; Metazoa; Chordata; Mammalia; Perissodactyla; Rhinocerotidae. The transcript is spliced from 11 exons. Gene Ontology annotation, biological process: synaptonemal complex assembly. Bases 1 to 1110 code for a protein of 369 amino acids.
AUGGCAGGAAAGUUGAAGUCUUUGAAGGUGGAGCCGCCGGAAGUCGUGGAGGACGCUGAAGGGCAGACCAAGUCUUGGAAGAAGACUGAAGACCUGCUGGCAAUGGUGAAAAAGCUGCAGAAAGAGGGAAGCCUGGAGCCACAGAUCGAAGACCUAAUUAACCGGAUUAAUGAGCUUCAGCAAGCAAAGAAGAAAUCCAGUGAGGAGUUGGGAGAAGCCCAAGCUCUCUGGGAGGCCCUGCACAGGGAAUUGGACUCAUUGAAUGGAGAGAAAGUGCACCUAGAGGAGGUCUUGAGCAAAAAGCAAGAGGCACUGAGGAUCCUCCAGCUGCACUGCCAAAGCAAGGAAGGUGAAGCUCAGAGGUUGCAUGUGGAAGAACAGCUGGAGGACUUGAUGGACCAGCACAAGGACCUCUGGGAGUUCCAUAUGCUGGAGCAGCGCCUGACCUGGGAGAUCCGUGCGCUGCAGAGCAGCAAGCAGCAGCUGCUCACUGAAGAGAAACAGGCGCGGGCCAAGCUGAAGGAGGUGGGGCGGCGGCUGCGCUCGCCGCCUGAGGUCGAAGGCGCCCUAGCAGUGCAUGACGAGCUGGAAGAGGAGCUGGAGAAACUCGGGGGGCAGGUCCCCGCCCAAACCCAGAGCACCCCAGAGGGCGGGGUCGGCCUGGGAGAGGAUGCCCUUCCCCCGCGUCUCCUCAGACCUCAAGUCUGUCAGCUGCGCGAGGGGCUGGCCUGGAGGACCCAAUUCCAGGUGCCACCAUCUACUAAGCAGGUAUGGAUUAAACAAGCAUUUGCUGCCUGUCUGCCGGGUACCAGGCACUAUCGCAGGCCCUGGAUUUUUAAUAGCGUGGUCAGGGAAGGUCUCAUGGUGGACGUGGUGCCUGAGCAGGGAGGUGAGGGGGCAGGUGAGGGAGUGAGCCAUGUGGGUAUCUGGGGAAGGAUGCACCUGCAGAGGGAGUGGCCACUCAAAGGCUGUGAGGUGGGACUGAGCCUAGUUGUGUUGGAGGGGCAUCUGGAGAGGCCAGCGUGGUGGAGCAGAGUGAGGCGAAGAGGGAGGGCAGAUAAUAUUGGAGAAUUGCUGGGGACCUGGUCGAGUUGGGCCUUGUCUGUCUAAUCAGUGUGGUCUUCUGAGAAUAGGAGCUGGCACACAGCAAACCCUCAGUAAAUAUUCACUGUCACUUACUAUGAUGAUGAUUCAUUAUUUUUCCCAACCCAUCAGUGAGGGAGACCGAGGUGUGUGAGGCACUUAACAGCGGUUUAUAAUCUAAGUGUCUCAUAAAUGGUUCCUAUCAUUUUUAUUAUUAUUAUUAUUAUU